ACAUUUUUGCUUCCAUACUUUUCCCCAUUGUCCACAGAAGUAGUACUUUCUCUCUGAUCAUCUUUUCUCCAUUGAUGGCUACCCGUAACCUUUGGGUUCGGGUGUCACUGUUGUUAGCAUUGCUUGCAAUGUUCCAGUCCUCUGUUUUUGGUGAAUCACAAGUGCCUUGUUUCUUCAUCUUGGGGGACUCUUUGGUCGACAAUGGCAAUAACAAUAACCUCGAAACCACCGCAAAAGCAAAUUUCCCACCUUAUGGCAUUGAUUUUCCGGAGGGACCAACAGGACGAUUCUCCAACGGCAGAAAUAUAGCAGAUAUCAUCGCUCAAUUUCUUGGUUUUGAUGAGUAUAUCCCACCCUUUGCAACUGCGAGAGAUCAGGACAUUCUCAUGGGUGUAAAUUAUGGAUCGGGGGGUGCUGGAAUUCGGGAUGAAAGUGGAACUGAACUGGGGGCUGUCAUAAGCUUGAAUCAGCAGUUAUUAAAUCAUCAAAUCAUAGUGUCACGCAUUGGCGUCCUACUAGGAAGCAAAGAGGAAGCUGCAAAUUACCUCAGCAAGUGCAUAUAUUAUGUUGGAAUGGGUAGUAAUGACUAUAUUAACAACUACUUACUACCGCAAUAUUUUAAUACAAGCCACCUAUAUACCCCAGAACAAUAUGCAAUUGUUCUAAUCCAACAGUACUCACAGCAGUUAAAGACUUUGUACAAGUAUGGAGCAAGGAAGGUUGCAUUGUUCGGACUUGGUGAAAUAGGUUGUACUCCAGCCGAAAUGGCUAGUUAUGGCACAAAUGGAUCUGAAGUUAUUGACAAGGAUGUGCAACUAUUCAAUGAAGGCCUUAGCUUGCUUGUUGAUGAACUCAACAAUAACUUGACUGACUCAGAAUUCAUCUUCAUAAACAUUACUGAAAUUUCAUCUGGGGAUGCAUCUGCUUACGGUAUUACGAUUGCAAAUGCUUCAUGCUGUGUUGUAUCAUCAAACAUUGGAAAAGGACUAUGUGCUCCAAAUCUAGCUCCAUGCAGUAAUAGGACUCUGUAUGCAUAUUGGGAUGGGUUUCAUCCAACCGAGGUGGCUAAUUUAUUCCUAGCUACCGGAGCAUACAAUGCUCUGACUCCGUUGAUAUCUGCCCUCGAGCAUGACUCUGAUGAAGGUAGUUAUAUAAUUUAAUUGUGUACGUACGCUACAUGAUGCCAUAUUCAGAUAUAAGUUGGAUUUUCUGUUGUAAUAACACUUGUGAGUUGUUUUCCGAUUUCCUUUCCUCAUUACUAUAUAUCAAUUAGUCUCCUAAA
Molecule: messenger RNA, 1282 nt
Organism: Rhododendron vialii
Lineage: Eukaryota; Viridiplantae; Streptophyta; Magnoliopsida; Ericales; Ericaceae
Product: GDSL esterase/lipase At4g18970-like
Exons: 5
Coding region: 75-1160 (361 amino acids)
Molecular function (GO): hydrolase activity, acting on ester bonds
Source: RefSeq, a predicted model, not a curated record